UCUUCGUCUUCUUUCACAUGAAGUCCAACGAACAGAGCCAGCCCUACAAGAAAGUUCGAACAACAUUGACAGAAGUGUCGGCCCGCCCAACUCAAAAUCAAAUUGAAUCCCCUAUGUUGCAGUUUCAUACCAGUUCUUCCUCUCUAUAUAUAUCCAACCCUAAGCCGAUUCUCUCUGUUUUCAGCCAGAUAUAGGGCUUGAGAAGAGAGAACAGGCAGGCGGCAAUGGGAUCUUUGCCAUCGGAUUCUCUUGUUCUCCAUCAACUGUGUCCUGCAGCUGCUGUUCUCCGGUCGGCUACGGUCCCCGCCUUCUUCGGCGGAUCAUUCGUGCCGUUCUCCGGACCCUCGAUCCGUCGGCGAUCCAUUUGCCUGUUUCCGGCGGCUGACGGCAGGGUAUCCGCCUCGGCGAGGAAUGGGUCUUUGGUUUCGAAUUCGAUGAAGUCCAACAAUGGUAUUUACACUAUUGGCGAUUUUAUGACAAAAAAGGAUGAUCUCAUCACCGUCAAGCCAUCUACUUCAGUUGAUGAAGCACUCGAAAAGCUGGUGAGGUAUGGGAUCGCUGGCUUUCCUGUGAUCGAUGAUGAUUGGACAUUGGUUGGAGUUGUUUCUGGUUAUGAUUUGUUGGCACUGAAUUCCAUAUCAGGGUGUAGAAUAACUGAUAAAAGUAUCUUCCCUGAGGUAGAUAGCACAUGGAAGAAAUUUAAUGAAAUUCAGAAGUUGUCAAGUAAAACAAAUGGCAGGACAGUUGGUGAAAUGAUGACCUCUGCUCCUCUUGUUGUUCGUGAGAAAUCUAACCUUGAAUCCGCUGCAAGGCUAUUGCUUGAAACCAAGUACCGCCGGCUUCCAGUAGUGGAUUCUGCUGGCAAAUUGAUUGGAAUCAUCACAAGGGGAAAUAUUGUUAGAGCAGCGCUACAGCUCAAACAGGCCAAGGCAAGGAGAACUUGAGCAGCAUUCAUUUCAUUUAGUACUCAUUAAUCAGCCGCAAUCUACCUGUGCAUAUCAAUUCUUUAAACCAGCAUGAUCAUGGCGACUAAAUCUCAGCCAUUUUCCCUUACAUAUGUUUAAUUGUAUAAGCUCAUUUGUUACUGGAACAGAUUUCAUAUGUCAGCAAUUCAUUUAUAGAAAUUUUAUGAAUGCCUUUUUUUUAUUUUGUUGCAUUAGUGAAGAUUACUGAUGAGAAAUUAGUAACGAAGGUUUUUGGUGGGGGCAUUGCCUGUUUGUUUCAGUAAGGUUCAUUGGCCUUGGUACUAUUUCUGUGGACAUUUUUACCAUAUAAAGGAAAAUUUACCC
Messenger RNA from Phalaenopsis equestris, 1289 nucleotides. RefSeq names its product CBS domain-containing protein CBSX1, chloroplastic-like. NCBI's taxonomy places the organism in Eukaryota, Viridiplantae, Streptophyta, Magnoliopsida, Asparagales, Orchidaceae. The transcript has 8 exons. Bases 225 to 944 code for a protein of 239 amino acids. The record is from RefSeq and is a predicted model, not a curated record.